Daphnia magna is the source of this 1633-nucleotide messenger RNA. RefSeq lists its product as uncharacterized. NCBI's taxonomy places the organism in Eukaryota, Metazoa, Arthropoda, Branchiopoda, Diplostraca, Daphniidae. The record is from RefSeq and is a predicted model, not a curated record. The transcript is spliced from 7 exons. Bases 379 to 1425 code for a protein of 348 amino acids.
CACAAGUAGUCCAUCCAGGCAUCAGAAAGGACGUUCAAGUUACCUACAGACCACCUCUUUUAAUAGAUAGCUCGCAGUUUGUUUUUGUUUUUUUCAACUAGGGUAGAAAUAAACUCCCGUUUUCCGGUUCAAAACGCAACAGUUAUCUCCAUCAGCUUCACUUAAUAAUCUACAUCCAUUGUCAAGCCGUGCUUGCGCAACUUGUUGUGUUACUUAUUGGCAAACUCUUUUUCAAAAACAAUAGUUCGGAAAAAAAAAAAAAGAAAGAAAACAAACAAACAAAACACAUCGGAAGCACACAAAACAGUGUGCAUUUGAGCGCUUCACGUUCAGUUGUUUUUACGGAACCGACAAACAGCUUUGUGAGUUGGCAACAGAAUGGAAAAUCCACUGCUAUUCGUCACGCUCAGCGUUUUUCUAUUGCAUUUCAAUUUGGGAGGCGUCCGAGGAGUAAGCAUCACGUCAAUUCAAGUGCCACCAGCCGUGGAAAAUGGAAGCGCGUCUGUGGUACUAGACUGCGACUACUCGUUGGCUUCCCACGAGAAGCAGGGGCUCGUCGUUCAGUGGUUCUUUCGCGACCACCCUCUUCCUGUAUAUCAAUGGAUUCCGGGCAAGAGGCCUCAAGAUAAUGGACCGCUUAAAGGUCGCCUGAACUUGGAAUACCGUGCUUCAGAAGAUCCCUAUCACCGGCAUAGGGCACUAGAAAUCUUGAACCCCUCUACCGAUCUCGGAGGCGAUUACCGCUGCAAAGUAGCCACAUUUGACAACGAAGACAGUCAGAACGCUCACAUGGUGGUAUAUGUGCCAGCAGCUUCGUUCACAGUAGAAAAGACCAAACCAACGACAUCCACAGUGAAUGUGACCUGUAAGGUCGAAGGCGUUUACCCGCUUCCCCAACUUGAGUUGAUCCAGGAGGACGGACCCCAUGGAAAUAGGAUGGUUGUGAAAGAGACAACACUUUACAUCUCGUCACGAGGCGGGCGCUACGAUGCUACCUUGCACCGAGUUUUAGAAGACAAACAACUACCGUCUGAUGCCGCUUUCGAGUGCCUCCUGUCUUUGCCAGCGACCGAGUAUCAAACUGCCCAGAAGAUAACUUAUCAACCAGGUGCGCCUUUGGAUGGCGGUAUCAUCCCCCAAGCGGCUAAUGAUAUAAAUGAGGAUCACUCACACAUCGGGAUGGGUUCUGGUGGUGGAAUAAGCAUUCCUUCCGUUUCUGCACCACAUCGUUCUCUGGAUGCUAUUGCAUCUCCAGCAGGGGACACAACCAUUGAAGAUGAUUCCGAGAACGCUAGUGUAUGGCAAAGCGGCACAGGGCGAGGCAUUCGAGCUCAUGAAACCACUACUGAUAAUGGAGCAAAUGUGCAUAAACGACCCCAAAUCCUCGCUCUUUUGUUGGCGUUUUUCGUCAUGGUCAGCCUUUGAUUUAAUUUGCUGCUCAUCUCCGCGUCCGCCUAGUUUCCCUCUUAUCCUUGUAUACAUUUAUUCUUGUAAAAUUAAUUAUCUUCCUUGCUUCGACGGGGAUAGAGACGAUGAAGCUUCACUUUGCUCUAACCAAACAGUCAAUCUAAACAGUUGAUCUUCGUCGCUCACAAAAUGUCAAGCACUCAAAAAAAUAUUUCUUUAAAUACUA